Brassicogethes aeneus is the source of this 1521-nucleotide messenger RNA. NCBI's taxonomy places the organism in Eukaryota, Metazoa, Arthropoda, Insecta, Coleoptera, Nitidulidae. The record is from the annotation of a GenBank genome assembly.
AUGGCCGACUCAUAUGCGGUCGUUCGUAAUAGUGCCCGAAACGAAAACAACAAAGUGCCAAAUGGACCCCGGGUAAUAACAAUAAAUAAAACUGACACUGGUUUCGGAUUCAAUGUGCGUGGACAAGUUAGUGAGGGGGGCCAACUAAGGAGCAUUAAUGGGGAGCUGUACGCCCCCCUUCAGCAUGUCAGUGCGGUCCUAGACAGGGGUGCAGCGGAACAGGCCGGAAUCCGGAAAGGAGAUCGUAUUUUAGAAGUGAAUGGUGUAAAUGUCGAGGGAGCGACACAUAAACAAGUAGUGGAUCUCAUAAAAUCUGGAGGAGACGUUUUAACUUUAACAGUUAUAUCAGUUACACAACAGGAGGCAGAAAGACUGGAACCAACAGACGAUAAUCAAAUUUACUAUGAUUAUAGCGAAAAACGUUCCCUCCCAAUUAGUAUUCCCGAUUACCAUUACAAUGAACGGGGCGGCGAGCGAUACGUCGCCUUCAACAUUUACAUGGCCGGUCGACACCUCUGCUCUAGAAGAUACAGGGAAUUCUCAAACUUGCACGCCAACCUUAAAAAGGAAUUCAUUGGUUUUACUUUUCCGAAGCUGCCCGGCAAAUGGCCUUUUACGUUGAGCGAGCAGCAGCUGGAUGCGCGUAGGCGCGGUUUGGAACAGUAUUUAGAAAGGGUCUGCGCAAUAAGGGUAAUUGCGGAGUCUGAUGUGAUGCAAGAAUUCUUAACGGACCAAGAUGAUGAAAAUAAUAGUACACCAGUCGAUUUAAAGGUAUUAAUACCGGAUAGAGAUGUGGUGACUGUGUCUCUAAAAAAAAGCGCAAACGCCGACGAAGUCUACGACGCAGUGAUACGGAAAAUCGGCUUGCACAAAAGGAUUGCGCAAUACUUUUAUCUGUUCGAAAUAGUGGAAUACAAUUUCGAAAGGAAAUUGCAACCGAAUGAAUACCCUCACAAUUUGUAUAUACAGAAUUACAGCACCGCAACCAGUACGUGCCUGUGCGUACGCAAAUGGUUGUUUUCAAUUAAGAAGGAGCUCACGUUGAUGAUGGACACGCAGGCCACAUCAUACAUAUUUUGGCAAGCAAUAGACGAAGUGAACCGCGGCUUUAUCCACGCCGGCGAGCGCCUCUACCAGCUAAAAGCGUUGCAGGACAACACCAGGGCCGUGGAGUACCUGAAGCUGGCGCGCGAGCUGCCCGGCUACGGCGAGGUCGUAUUCCCGCACUGCGCGUGCGACUCGCGCAAGGAGGGCCACGUGAUCGUGUCGAUCGGCACGGAGGGCGUGAAGCUGCACGCGUGCCACGAGGACGGCACCAUGGAGAGCCAGGUGGUGUGUUUGCAGUGGGACUGCGUGCGGCAGUGGGAGAUCGACGAGGAAGGCAUGGCGUUCUGUUUGAAGUACAACAGGCCAGACAAAACGCCCAGGUGGUUGAAGAUAUUCACGCCUUAUUACUUCUUUUUAAUGGACUGCUUUGAAAAAAUCGUAGAAGAAAGUAAAUGGCUGGACACAGGGGAAUGA